AGCGGUGGCAUCAGCAGCAGCAAGCGCCCAAGGCUGCUUUCCUCUCUCGCAGGCUGGUUGAAGCCACAGGUUUUAUCAUUUUGUGAACUUCUCUGUUUAAAAGAAAGAACAUUAUUUGAAGCACUUCUGUAUGUGGAGUCUCCAUGAUGACUUACAUAAGAAUGCUAAGGCGCUUCAUAAUGAAACAAUUUUCCCAGAAGAAGCUUUGGAAGUUUACCUUCGUUAUUUUUGUCUUCCUAAUAUUUUUGGUUUUGCUACAACGAGAAGUAGGUGUUCAAGAAUUUAAUGAGGACCCAGGAAUGCCAUCUCAUGAUGAAAAGAAAACUGUAUUAGAUCUAGUGUUAAAUGCUGUGAACAACAUUAAAGCUGCAAAACCAAAAAUGCAAAUUAAAGCACCCAUUAGGCAGACUCAAAAUGCUGGACAGAAGCACUGUUUACCAGGAUAUUAUACAGCUGCUGAACUGACUCCUUACCUUGACCGUCCCCCUCAGGAUCCUAAUACUCCAGGGGCUUCUGGUAAAGCAUUCAAAAUGAUCAAUUUAAGCCCAGAUGAACAGAAGGAGAAAGAGCGUGGUGAAGAAAAGCAUUGUUUUAAUGCAUUUGCAAGUGACAGGAUUUCUUUGCAUCGAGAUCUAGGACCAGACACACGGCCUCCUGAAUGUAUUGAACAGAAGUUUAAGCGCUGUCCUCCACUGCCUACUACAAGUGUUAUCAUAGUGUUUCACAAUGAAGCAUGGUCAACUCUUCUGAGAACAGUUUAUAGUGUGAUGCAUACUUCCCCUGCAAUAUUAUUGAAGGAAAUAAUUUUGGUGGAUGAUGCCAGUGUAGACGACUACUUGCAGGAUAAACUAGAUGAUUACGUGAAACAAUUCCAAAUAGUUAAAGUUGUCCGACAAAAGGAAAGAAAGGGGCUUAUCACGGCUCGGUUGUUAGGUGCUUCAGUAGCUACUGGGGAAACGCUCACUUUUUUGGAUGCCCACUGUGAAUGCUUUUAUGGAUGGCUAGAGCCUUUACUAGCCAGAAUAGCUGAAAAUUAUACUUGUGUUGUAAGCCCUGAUAUUUCAUCUAUUGAUCUCAAUACUUUUGAGUUUAAUAAACCUUCUCCUUAUGGUCAAAACCACAACAGAGGGAAUUUUGACUGGAGUUUAUCCUUUGGCUGGGAAUCUCUUCCUGAACAUGAAAACAAAAGAAGGAAAGAUGAAACCUAUCCUAUUAAAACACCAACUUUUGCAGGAGGUCUUUUUUCAAUAUCAAAGGACUAUUUUUAUAGAAUUGGAAGUUAUGAUGAAGAAAUGGAAAUAUGGGGAGGAGAAAAUAUAGAAAUGUCUUUCCGAGUGUGGCAAUGUGGGGGGCAGUUGGAAAUUAUACCUUGCUCAGUUGUUGGCCAUGUGUUUCGCAGCAAGAGCCCCCAUACCUUUCCGAAAGGGACUCAAGUGAUUACACGUAAUCAAGUUCGCCUUGCAGAAGUUUGGAUGGAUGAAUAUAAAUAUAUAUUUUACCGGAGAAACACAGAAGCAACAAAAAUUGUUAAACAAAAAGCAUUUGGCAAUCUCUCAAAAAGACAUGAGCUAAGACAACAAUUACAGUGUAAAAAUUUUACCUGGUACCUAAGCAAUGUUUUCCCUGAGGCAUAUGUACCAGACUUGAAUCCUACGUUACAUGGAUUUCUAAAAAAUGUUGGAAGAAGAGCAUGUCUGGAUGUAGGAGAAAAUAAUUUAGGUGGCAAACCAUUAAUUAUGUAUACUUGUCAUGGGCUUGGAGGAAACCAGUAUUUCGAGUAUACUGUAUACCAUGAAAUUAGACACAAUAUCCAGAAGGAGCUAUGCCUACAUGGUUCUCAAGGAGUAGUAGAACUUCACGAGUGUGGCUUCAAAGGAAAGAAGAGCAGGACUCCUGAAGAAGAGAAAUGGGAGAUCCGAAAGGACCAGUUGUUAUACAAUGCAGCGUUCAAUAUGUGCCUUACGGGAAAUAGAGAACAUCCAAGUAUGGUAUUAUGUAAUCCCUCAGACUUAUUCCAGAAAUGGAUUUUUGGCCAUAACAAUUAAGUCCUGCUAGUGAUAAUUAAACCAACAAGAAAGUAGAAUUACAGCAACUGUUCUGAAAUUUUACUGAUUUUCUGAUUUAACUUAUGCUGAAUCAAUUAAAUUAUAAUUUUUAUUUUUUAUUUUUUGCUGGUAUAAAUCUGAAGAACACUUUAGUUUCUCAACUGUUUAAUAUGUUUACAAAAUGCUGGAAAUUGCAUUUUCAGUAUACAUUUUAAUGUAAUACCUAUCUUCAAGAUGUUAUUUCUUAUGUUUUGAUGAUCGAUGUGCCUGUUGUAUAUUUUACAUGGCAAAAGCCACACACACAUACUUUUGUUAGUAACUGAAGAAAAUUGUCAAUGAAGGUUGAAAGAUUGUUUUUUACAUAGUAGUAGAAAAGUGCCUUAUAGAUGCUGUUUAUAAUUUUAGACUGUGAUUAUUUCCUUUAACUUUUCUUGUUCACUGCUUGAACUGUUUAGCAUGUCUAUAAUUUGUCUAUAAUCUUAUAUUAAACAAAUAUAAAUAUGAUAUAUUUGUUUAAAACAUCAGUUCUUCUGAAAAUAUUAAGUUACUUUGGGACAUAAGAAUGAAACAAACUCUGGGCUUCUCUGUU
Molecule: messenger RNA, 2634 nt
Organism: Candoia aspera
Lineage: Eukaryota; Metazoa; Chordata; Lepidosauria; Squamata; Candoiidae
Gene: GALNT3
Product: polypeptide N-acetylgalactosaminyltransferase 3
Exons: 11
Coding region: 144-2045 (633 amino acids)
Biological process (GO): protein O-linked glycosylation
Cellular component (GO): Golgi apparatus
Molecular function (GO): polypeptide N-acetylgalactosaminyltransferase activity
Source: RefSeq, a predicted model, not a curated record